CCCAAGUCGUGCCUCUCUCUUUGUGGCUGUAGAAAGAAGAUGGCUCCCGUUCUGGAGAAGAAGUUCCUGGGCGCAGCCGGGGCAGGCGACACUAUGGAAAAUAGCAACGAAGACGAGGAAGGACAAAACCUAUGGACUUCAAUACUCAGUGAGGUUUCAACACGUUCAAGUUCUAAGUUGCCAUCCGGGAAGAACAUAUUGGUGUUUGGUGAGGAUGGGUCAGGAAAGACAACGAUUAUGGCAAAACUCCAAGGAGCAGAGCAUAGUAAGAAAGGAAGAGGCCUGGAGUAUCUGUAUUUGAAUGUCCACGAUGAGGACAUAGAUGACCUUACACGCUGUAACGUGUGGAUCCUGGAUGGGGACUUGUAUCACAAAGGCCUGCUAAAGUUUGCAGUGACAGCAGAGUCGCUGAACGACAGCUUGGCAGUGUUUGUGGCAGACAUGUCAAGACCCUGGACCAUCAUGGAGUCGCUCCAGAAGUGGGCCAGCGUGCUGCGUGAUCAUGUGGACAAGCUCAAGAUCCCACCGGAGGAGAUGAGAGAGAUGGAGCUGAGGA
This is a messenger RNA of Coregonus clupeaformis (lake whitefish), 556 nucleotides long. Its product is annotated as cytoplasmic dynein 1 light intermediate chain 2-like. Gene Ontology annotation, cellular component: cytoplasmic dynein complex; centrosome. Gene Ontology annotation, biological process: microtubule cytoskeleton organization; microtubule-based movement. The transcript has 4 exons. NCBI's taxonomy places the organism in Eukaryota, Metazoa, Chordata, Actinopteri, Salmoniformes, Salmonidae. The annotation marks the transcript as partial. Gene Ontology annotation, molecular function: dynein heavy chain binding. The record is from RefSeq and is a predicted model, not a curated record.